GAAAUCGAAUGGAUUCUUAAUAAACAGUCUACUUUUAAAAGCAGAUUCUUUUUAUAGCCGUUCGUCAUUUAGCAAUUUCACUUGAAAAAAGGGGGAAAAAAUUCAAGAACAUGGUCUCUUUGAAGGACAGACCUUUCCAGCGCUACAGUAACGGUUGUCGCCAAGUUGUUGGGUGUAUCCCUUAUAGAUUCAGGAGAUCAAAUCAAUCGCGUGGGUUUUGUGGGUCUAUCUCCGAUGAGAUUGAAGUUCUUUUGAUAAGUUCACAGAAGGGUCAAGCAUGGUUGUUCCCCAAGGGAGGUUGGGAAAUUGAUGAAUCAAUGGAGAUGGCUGCAAAGAGAGAGACACUUGAGGAAGCUGGCGUGGUUGGGGAUGUUAAGUGUGAAUUGGGAAUGUGGAGAUACAAGAGCAAAACACAAGAAGUCUUCCAUGAGGGUUAUAUGUUCUCAAUGCUAGUUGAAGAACAAUUGGUUGUUUGGCAGGAAGGAAAUAUGCGUCGACGAAUGUGGAUGACAGUUGAUGAAGCAAGAGAAAAAUGUCCACAUUGGUGGAUGAAGGAAGCUCUAGAGAGCUUCGUUUGUCAAUUGGUUAGGAAACAAGAGGAAGAAGAAAGCUUGUCGACAAAUUGUUUAUUGGAGUUCUUGAGAACGGAAGACCAAAGAGUAGUCGCUCAAAAGGGAACCGGAAAAGGAGAUGAAGAAGUGGAUUGCUGCCAACUUGUUAAAUAGCUAGAACGAAUAAUAACGCGUUUAACUUUUUAAAUUUUCGCUUUGCCCAUUUAAUUGCAACCGUGAAAAAAGGAGUUGUCUAGGUAAGGGCAAUGAAUUAAAACCUAGGAUCGCAACACUAUUAUCGCAUGAUGAUCAAUAUCAGUUAUGUAUAUAGCGCACCGAAUCGAUGAAUUCCUCGGGGUGU
Impatiens glandulifera is the source of this 912-nucleotide messenger RNA. Its product is annotated as nudix hydrolase 18, mitochondrial-like. Gene Ontology annotation, cellular component: nucleus; cytoplasm. Lineage: Eukaryota; Viridiplantae; Streptophyta; Magnoliopsida; Ericales; Balsaminaceae. The coding region runs from base 111 to 725 and encodes 204 amino acids. The transcript is spliced from 5 exons. The record is from RefSeq and is a predicted model, not a curated record. Gene Ontology annotation, molecular function: pyrophosphatase activity.